AUCAUCUGUUGCACAUUUAGGCGUUGUUUCCAAGUGAGUUUCAAUUGUGUUAGAAAAACAGAAGCCUGUUGAGCUUGGACUCCCCUUUCGAUUUUGGGUUAGAAAAACAGAAGCCUGUUGAGCUUGGACUCCCCUUUCGAUUUUGGGUUAGAAAAACAGAAGCCUGUUUGCAUACAAUGAUGGAAAAGCUUGAAAACCUGCAAAGUGGGGAAGGAGAAUAUCUCGGCUAGGGUUGUGAUUGCAGUUGGAGUCGAUGCAUCACAUUUAAUCUGGUCUGUCACCAUUCCGGGUACUUGUAUUGAAGACCUUUAAGUGCGCAAUGGAAGAAGAACAAAUCACAGCGGCACGCACCAGAGUCGGGUGGAUAGGAACAGGCGUAAUGGGCUCAGCCAUGUGCGCUCGGGUGCAGGCCGCUGGCUACCAUGUCACCAUCUAUGCUCGCACGCCUGCGAAAAUUUCAGCUCUCUGCCUCAAUGGCGCAGCCUCCGUGGAGUCCCCUAGGGCUGUGGGAGAACGGAGCGACGUUGUCUUCACCAUAGUCAGCAACCCUUCCGAUGUCCGCCAGGUCAUAUUGGGAACCGACGGGGUCCUUUCAGGUCUCGCCCCUGGCGGCAUUCUCGUGGAUAUGACCAGCAGCCAACCCUCCCUAGCCAGGGAGAUUUUUGAGCAGGCCACUGCCAAAGGCUGCGAUUCUGUGGAUGCACCUGUCAGUGGAGGCGACAGAGGCGCUGAAAACGGUACCUUGGCUAUCUUAGCGGGCGGUCGCCGGGAAACCGUGGCUAAGCUGGAGCCCCUAUUUAGGUGCAUGGGUUCGGCUACUUAUUUGGGCCCGCCGGGCUCCGGGCAGACUUGUAAGCUCGCAAAUCAGAUCACGGUGGCCGGGAGUCAGUGCGGCUUGAGUGAGGGUUUGGUUUUUGCGCGCAAGGUGGGUUUGGAUGUGAGAAAGUAUCUAUCAGCGAUCAGUGGUGGUGCGGCAGGGUCGAAGGUUAUGGAGUUGGUAGGCGAGAGGAUUAUUGAGCGGGAUUUCGCGACGGGCGGUCCUGUGAAGUAUAUGGCCAAAGAUUUGGGUAUGGCGUUGGAAGAGGGCGAGAAAAGGGAGGUUUCAUUGCCCGGGAGUGCGCUGCUUGAGCAGCUUUAUGUUUCUCUCAAGGCCAAUGGAGGUGGAGAGCUGGGGCUUCCGUCUUUUAUUACUGCAUUUGAGCGCCUCAAUAACCUCUCUUCUCCCCUGCCUACAAACAAAUAGGUAACCCUCCUAUUCUUUUCAUGCCCUAGAUUGCUGUCGAUUUUGCAAUCAGAUUGGUAUUCGCUGUAUCUAUUUUUUCAUGUUUAAGAAAAACCAGUGAUUUGAUGUUUCAAGCUA
This is a messenger RNA of Cryptomeria japonica (Japanese cedar), 1360 nucleotides long. Its product is annotated as probable 3-hydroxyisobutyrate dehydrogenase-like 1, mitochondrial. The record is from RefSeq and is a predicted model, not a curated record. The coding region runs from base 320 to 1243 and encodes 307 amino acids. The transcript has a single exon. Gene Ontology annotation, molecular function: NADP binding; oxidoreductase activity; NAD binding. NCBI's taxonomy places the organism in Eukaryota, Viridiplantae, Streptophyta, Pinopsida, Cupressales, Cupressaceae.